AUGCGCCUUCGAGGACGAAACAAUUUGUUAACGAGUUGGAUAGGCUUUCGAGACAAAACGAGUAAUUCUGGAUUGGCGUAUGAAACCGAGCGGUGGUUUUCUCCAAGACAAAAUAGUGAAGUAAACACGUCAUUGCCUCCUAGACGUUCAAUUUUUACUCCAUCAAGACUUUCUGCUCGUCGAACUCGGGAAUCUACAAAACCUUAUUGGCGGUGUCCUAACCCGACUUCAUCCAAAAACAUUACUCCAUCUUUGGAUGUUGAUGGAUUUUUUAACAAAACUACAUCUGCGAGAAAUGAGACACCUGUAUUUAAUGCUUCUUUCUUCAACAAUAUUACGUCAGUGGCCAAUACUGCUUUACCGGUAAACACUUCUGUCAGCGCUUCGCCUGAGGUCAAUUCUUUACCAACGAAUAUUGUUCCGUCUCUGACCAAUGUUGCACCUGUCGUCAACGCAACAUGUUUUGAUGUUCCAGGUGUAGAAAAUGCUACAGAGCGAGAAGAUGCUAUUUCAAGUGGAGUUGAUAUAUCUGAAUCCUAUCCUGCUUUUACUUUUGCUGAAGCGGUUAUUCGAGGGCCAAAAUGUCCAUCACCUCCACCUAAGCCUAAGCCGACUUAUCAAGAUAAGGGGAUUCAAACAGAUGAAGUUCAGAAAGUGCAGACUGUGAAUACCUUCAAGGAUAAAACGAACGACAAGCCAAUUGAGCCUAAAACGCAACAAACUUUUGAUAGCGUGCCAAAAAUAUCCGGCUUUCAACCUCCUUCAGCACCUCUCAAUGGAGGUUUUCAUUUUGGAACAUCAACAUCUGAAGCUACUGAUUCAACAAUGGCUAUCGAUACGAAUAUUAAUGGACUGACAGCAAUGAAUGGAGUUCCGGACCCCACAAUGAAUGGAAUCGCUUGUGCUCCUGUGGUUAGUAGUUUUCAAUUCUCUGCUCCUCUCACUGGAGUUUUUCAAUUUGGAACAUCAACAUCUGAAGUCUCGUCGAAUAAUUCAAGUUUUUGUGAUGGGAAUGGAUUGGCAUCAAGGAGUGGUGUUUCAGUUAGGAAGAUGCUGCAUGCGAAGAGACCGAAGAAGCGUUAA
Meloidogyne enterolobii is the source of this 1083-nucleotide messenger RNA. The record is from the annotation of a GenBank genome assembly. Lineage: Eukaryota; Metazoa; Nematoda; Chromadorea; Rhabditida; Meloidogynidae.